Messenger RNA from Aureococcus anophagefferens, 1302 nucleotides. RefSeq lists its product as hypothetical. Lineage: Eukaryota; Pelagophyceae; Pelagomonadales; Pelagomonadaceae. Gene Ontology annotation, biological process: galactose metabolic process. The transcript has a single exon. Bases 1 to 1302 code for a protein of 433 amino acids. Gene Ontology annotation, molecular function: ATP binding; galactokinase activity. The record is from RefSeq and is a predicted model, not a curated record. Gene Ontology annotation, cellular component: cytoplasm; cytosol.
AUGGCAGCCUUCCGCCCCAAGCUCUCCCGCGCGCCGAGCAUCUGGGCGGACACGGACGAGAACGUCGCCGGCCGGCUCAAGGAUUACGCCGAGGCCGCGGGCCUCGACAUCGCCGGCGGCACCGUGCGCCGGACGUCGAGCCGCUUCUGCCUCGGCGUCGAGCACGGCGACUACAACGGCACGGCGCUCUUCGGCGUGGGCACGGACCGCUACAUCUGGGUCGCCUACAAGCCGAACGCGAGCGGCCGCUGCCGCCUCUACAGCGCCAACUUCGAGGCCGCGGGCGUCGUCGACUUCGCGUCCGGCGAGCAGCCGAAGCCGCCGCUCUCCCCCGACGCCGCGGCGUCGUGGGCGCGGUUCCCCCACGGCGUCGACGCCGUGCUCCGCGGCGCGGGGCUGUUUGCAACGUCCAAGGGCUUCGACGCCGUCGUCUGGGGCAACAUCCCCGGCGGCGGCAUGUCGCGGUCCGCGAGCCUCUGCCUCAACCUCAUCGGCGUCUUCCUCGACGUCAACGGGGCCAAACCGCGGGAGACGGGCGGCCUCGCGGCGGCCGUCACGCUGGCCGUCGCCGUCGAGAACGACUACGUCGGCAGCCCCUGCGGCAACCUCGACCAGAUCAUGAUCCACUACGCCAAGGCCGGCUUCGGAACGUACUACGACCCCGCGACCGACGCGAUCGACUACGUGCCCCUCGGCGAGGACCACGAGGACUACGCCAUCGUCGCGCUGGACACGGGCACGGACCGGCCGGGCCUCGACAAGUCGACCUACAAGGUGCGGCGCGCGCAGUGCGACGGCUUCGCGAAGGAGCUCUUCACCUCCAACUUUAUCGCGACGCCGAAGCUCGGCGCCGUCAAGGACGACGCCGUCUACGACCAGGUGCGCGCGGCCUACGCGUCCGGCGCCUUCCAGCAGCACUUCAAAUGCUUCGACUACAUCUACCGGGCGCAGCGGCGCUUCGACGCGAUGAUGGACGCGUGGCGGCGGGGCGACGUCGCGACCGUCGGCGCCCUGUUCCGCGAGGACGGCCUGGGCCUCCGCGACGACUACGCCAUCUCGGGGCCCGAGCUCGAGACCAUGUGCGACAUCGCGCGCACCGUCGACGGCGUCUACGGCGAGCGCAUGCUCGGCGGCGGCGACAAGGGCGCCGCGGGCGCGAUCGUCGCGGCGGCGGCCGUCGACGCGCUCGUCUCCGCGGUGCGCCGCGCCUACCCCAAGGCCCACCCGGCCUACAAGGACAAGUUCGCCACGCACGUCGUCCACCCCUGCGACGGCGUCGCCGUCCUCCCCGGGCUGCUCUAG